Molecule: messenger RNA, 859 nt
Organism: Plasmodium coatneyi
Lineage: Eukaryota; Apicomplexa; Aconoidasida; Haemosporida; Plasmodiidae
Exons: 3
Coding region: 289-732 (147 amino acids)
Biological process (GO): mitochondrion organization
Cellular component (GO): mitochondrion; nucleus
Source: RefSeq, a predicted model, not a curated record
AAAAAAAAAGUGAAGCAAAGAAGCGAAGAAACGAAAAAGCAAAGCGCAACAGAAAUUUUAUUUUUCAGCAACUGUUUUAUUCCUCACAAGUAAAAAGUUUUACCCCUGUCACGGAAACAGUUACAUCCCCCGCGAACAUUUUCCAUCGAUCACUUUAACAAACGGCAGUUCAACUGUGGGCGCGUUUCACCACACUUGCAAUCCUGCAGAGGUACACGCGUUUCUUGCGCAACAAAAGGACGAAUCCCCAGGGCAGCCCCUCCCUUCUUUUCACUUAACAUCGGAACAAUGGGACGUUCAUCAAAGAGCCGCUCGGGUGGUUUAAGCACAAGGUCCUCCUUCCUUAAACAGAACCCCUCCAGUGGAGUAAGCAGAGGAAACAGCACAAGCGCUCAAAGCUAUUCGGGAGGUGCCUUGCAACCCCAACAGAAGUCCGGUGGGUUCAUCUCCAACAUGAUGGGAACCGUGGCCAGCGGAAUGGCCUCCGGGGUCGGAUUUGGAGUAGCCCAGAGAGCGGUCGAUGCCAUUUUGGGCCCAAGGCACGUCGAAGUUUCGCACCCAAAUAACAAUGCUCACAUGAACCAGGCAGCAGCUGUGAGCAGUGAAAGGAACAACGACUUCAGGUGCAAGCCCCUGCAGGACGAGCUCAACCAGUGCCUGACGAGACACUCCGAUAUCAGCCUCUGCCAGAAUUACGCCGACUCGUUAAAGUCAUGUCAGCAGUCCAUGUGAAUACAGAACGCCUUGGCCGUAGGAGGCUCCCCCCACCCACACAUCCACACAUACACAGAGGAAGUCACUCCUGGUUGAAGGAGGAAAGAAUCUGAAAAUCAAGUGGAAUGUGCAUCGACGGGGGAGA